Molecule: messenger RNA, 1545 nt
Organism: Miniopterus natalensis
Lineage: Eukaryota; Metazoa; Chordata; Mammalia; Chiroptera; Miniopteridae
Source: RefSeq, a predicted model, not a curated record
CCCUCUUCAGGGCAAGAUCUUCAUCUGGAAGGGGGUGCCUUGGGGUCCUGGGGGAGUGCCCCCCUGCCCUCCUCCAGGGCCAGGGGACCAGCAUCUUCAGGCAGGAAAUACUCAGACCACUGUGAGGCCCGGGCCUCCAGGCCUGGAAAGAGCCGAAUCCCGGGCCGAGACCACCGGCGAUACUACCAUGACCACUGGCGGCUGGAGUACCUGAUGGACUUCAACCCUGCCCGGCACGGCAUGGUGUGCAUGGUGUGCGGCAGCUCCCUGGCCACGCUCAAGCUCAGCACCAUCAAGCGGCACAUCCGCCAGAAGCACCCCUACUCCCUGCAUUGGAGUCCACGGGAGAAGGAAGUCAUCAGCAACAGCUGGGACGCCCACUUGGGGCUGGGGGCCUGUGGAGAGGCUGAGGGCCUGGGGGCCCAGGGGGCUGAGGAGGAGGAGGAGGAAGAAGAGGAAGAGGAGGAGGAGGGGGCUAACCUCCAAGCUUGCCCACCCAAGGGCCCAGGCAAAGCCCCAGCUGGCGGGGCCGGCAGGCGCCAGCGACGUGGGGGCCCAGUGGCACCCCGGGCUCGGCGUCAGCGCCUCUCAGCCUCCCGGAGGGCCAGGGGCAGCAGGGGGCUUGGGGCUCGGCGCCUGGAACGGAGGCUGAAGGACUCCCUGCAGAACUGGUUCCGGGCAGAGUGUCUCAUGGACUAUGACCCUCGGGGGAACCGGCUGGUGUGCAUGGCCUGUGGCAGGGCACUGCCCAGCCUGCACCUGGACGACAUCCGUGCCCACGUGCUGGAGGUGCACCCCAGCUCCCUGGGGCUCAGCGGCCCCCAGCGCAGUGCCCUGCUGCAGGCCUGGGGUGGCCAGCCUGAAACACUGUCUGAGCUCACUCAGUCCCCACCAGACGAUGACCUCGUCCCCCAGGACCUGACCAGAAAAAGCCAGGACUCGGCCCCCGCUGCUGGAGCCCCCUCCUCUCAGGAUCUCAGCCCCCCCGACGUAAAGGAAGAGGCUGGCUGUGUCCCUGAGAGGCCCGGGCCGGCAGACAAGGAGGAGGAGCUGGAGGAGGGCGAGAGGGUGGGGGGCCCAGGCCGGUGGCCGCGCGGCCGCGACCACCGCCGCCACUACCAGGAGCGCUGGCGACUGGAGUACCUCAUGGAGCUGGACGGCGGCCGGCGCGGGCUGGUGUGCAUGGUGUGCGGGGGCUCGCUGGCCUCGCUCAAGAUGAGCACCAUCAAGCGGCACAUCCGCCAGCGCCACCCGGGCUCCACGCGCCUCAGCGGGCCCAUCAAGGCCCUCAUCGCCCAGGAGUGGAGCGAGAAGGCCGCCCACCUGCUGGCCCUGGGGCUGCCCUGCCCCGAGUCCCCCAAGGACCCAGCCGCCCCCAGCACAGCCUCAGCCUCCGAGGAGGGGGGAGGGGACGAGGAGGAGCCAGAGGAGGAGGAGUGGUGGGGCGAUGCCCCGCUUUCUCCCGGGGAGCCGUCAGAGCGGCCUGCCGAGGAAGAGGAAGACGACGAGGAUGGCCAAGAGCCCGGGGGCCUCGCCUUCCCAUAA